Messenger RNA from Ostreobium quekettii, 423 nucleotides. The record is from the annotation of a GenBank genome assembly. Lineage: Eukaryota; Viridiplantae; Chlorophyta; Ulvophyceae; Bryopsidales; Ostreobiaceae.
AUGACGACCUCACCCGCCGAGCAGCUGAGGAAGCUCCGGGAGCAAAACGCAAGGGACCUCGAGGACUUGGAGUCAAAGAUUGCUGAUGCAGAAUACGCCUACCUGACAUGCGAUUCCAGCCAGUUGGGGAAUGUGCUGAAGGGAUUUGAUGGCUUCCUGUCUGCCAAGGACAGUGUUCGCAGAAAGCCGCGGCAGCCAAAACUUGAAGAGCGAAUAUUCAGCUUGAGCUCCAAGAAAUCAACAGUGAGCAAGGAAUACGAACAGCAGCUGCAGCAGGACCAGGCAGAUCAGAUCAACACGCACGGGGGCGUGCCAAAGAAGGUUUUUCCACACAGCAAACUUCCUCAGAAGCGACAUGCACAGAAGCUCACCAUGGACAGCCACUAUGCCAAAAAGGCAAGGAAAACAAUGACGCCCGUGUGA